GCCCGCGACCGCUUCCUGGCACUCAGCGAUGCCGACUUCGAGCUGCUGUCCGCCACGCUGGCCGCCAGCGACAAGCACAGCCUGCGGCAGUCGCCCUUCCUGCUCCAUCAGCAGCUGGGCACGUUCUUUGAGAUCAAGACGGUCAAGUCUGCGCAAGCGAAGGCGGACGAAGCUUGCAAGUGGCUGCAGCAAGCCAAGGUGGACUACGAGAAGAAGCAGAAGCUGGCUGCUGAGGCGCUCCAGGCUUCUUUCAUGCAGAAGGAGAAGGUCGCGCAGCUACAGGUCGAGCUGGACUCCGCCGCCUCCAGGGCCAAGGCCGCGCUCGCCAACGACACCGCGCCCACGCAUGGCGCCGCGCCCAAGUGCGACGUUGGCGAACUCAUCGGCCACGCACAGAAUCUCGAGGGCGUCGUGGGUGCGUCCCUGGAGAUCCCCAACCUCCAGCUCAGCGAGGACCUGCCGGGCCCCCUUCCGCGCUGCUGGCAGGAGUAUUGGCAGCUCAUUCCUGAACCAGUCGCAGCGGGCGGUGGCGCCGCGGGCGCCCCAGCAAGCGGCUGUGGGGCUGCAGCUGGGGCUGCCGCUGCGGACGUCGCCGCUGGCGACGGCUUCGACGUGGACCUCGUAGGGGGCCCGCUGGAGUUUGCCACGGGUGACGCGUUCCAGGCCGCCGCCUCGGAUUUCGUCGGCUCCGACCCCGCGAAGCGGGAGUCCGUCGAGGAUUUCCAGUCCUGGAGCAUCGCGCCGCUGAGAAUGAAAUCUUAUUCGAACGUCGACAGGUGUCUCAUCGAGGACCGGGUCGGCUGCGACGUCAUAUCAGCCGCGGUGCCGUCGUUGGCUGGAUGGCUGGCGACGGGGGGGCUGCUCGCGCGUGUGCGCAGCGAGCAUGGGCUUGCCGCCGUGCUGGGGUCACGCCCGUUCGUCCCACGCGAGGGGCGCGUGCGCGUCUACAUCACUCUGGGCCACUGCGCGGUGACAUCGUGCUGGCUAACAUGCACCUGCAGUCAGGCGCUGGCGUCAACGCGUUCAACUACCAGGCCCUCGCUGAAAGACCUGGCCUGCAGGCUGCGGGAGCAUGGUCGCCCGUGCGCGGUCGGGGGCGACUUCGACUGCGCCGAGCAGGAGCUGGCGAAGUUGGGCGCGCAGAGGCUCUUCGACGCCGUCGUCGCGGACACGUCGGAGCCCGCCUGCGCGCAGUCGAAGAGGACGAUCGAUCUGUUCAUCGUCUCGCGAGGACUCAAGGUGACCGACAUCCGAGUGGUCAGCGGGUCACCUGUCUACCCGCGCAAGCUCGUCAUCUUGGAGCUGGAGGCCUCGCGCCGAAAGCCACGGGUCAGGGUCGCGGAGGUGCCCGAGCCCUUCCCUGCCCAGCGGCCCGCGCGUUGCGAUCGCCAUGCGUACGGCGAGCGCUGGAGCGAGAUCGGCCAAGAACUUCAGGGCUUGCUUGCUGGCGGGCAGGAGAGGGUGCUGGACCAGGUCGAGCGCGACAGCAGCACCAGGGGCCACCUCACCAUUGCUUGGCAGCGCUUCCUCGACGCCGCCGAGGAUGAGUGGAUCGACAUCUACCUGGCGGAGUGUGACAGGGCGACCUGGGCGCACAGCGUGGCCAGCGCGCUGCUCGACGUCGCCGCCGGGGAGCAGCCGCGCGCGCGUCUCGGCGCUUUUCGAGGUUCUGAGUUUCUGUCUUGCCCGCAGGUGUUGCCUCAAGCCGUAGAUUGGUGGAUGCUGCUCAGCAGCUUGCCUCUGCCCCUGCUGGGCCCUGUCGCGCUGCAGCAGCUCCACGCGGGCGCGCGCGCGAUCGCGCUCGAGCUGGCGGAGCGGGACAUGGCGCAGCGGACCGCCCAGUUCCAGCAGCGGGUCAAGAAGCAGGCCAGAGGUGGAGGUGGCGGUCUUCGCGCAGCCCCCCUUCUGCCCAUCGGGUUCGACCCGAGCCCCAUCGGCGAAGCUGAGAACGACGGCGGCCUCGGCGACUGCAGGCAGCUGUUCGAUCCCAUGGACCUCGGGCAGCAGGUGACGCAGCCCGAGGUAGAGUGGAGUCGCUGGUGGAGGACAUCCUGCGAGCACGUGCGAUUGCACUGGCCCUCGGGCCUGGGCGAGGGGCCGCCGAGGCCCUCAGUCCAGGAACUGCGCGAGGUGCUGCGCUCCUUCAGGGCCACCACGGGCAUGUCCUUCUGUGCCGUGAGGCCGCGCCAGCUUGAUGAGAUAUGCGACGAGGCGUCGGAGGUCCUCACCGACAUCCCCACGGCGAUCGAGCGCGGCGCCGCUUGGCCUCGCCCGCAAGUGGGAGGAGGCAAACGAUCACCCAUGCCGGCGGGCGACGGGGCCCCAUGGCAUCAAACUGCGAUCGGAGAGUGGGCCACGCAGCGGGGCGCUGACCGCGGCGACGCCGAGUCCUGGGCGGCGGUCGCCGCGCUGCUCGACCUGCUCAAGGCGCCUGAGCUACACUGCGUGCCGGCGGCCCUCUGCAUGGGCAGCGCUGCCUCGAGCGUGGUCGAGGCGAGGCAGUCCAUCCUGCCUGGUGACGGCUUCGCGACCUCGCUGCUGAAGCUCAUUCUGAUCGGGCCGCUCUACCGCCUGGUCAUCCAGCGCCCGACCGCGUCGCUGGCGGCGGUCGUGGACGACCUCAUGCUCCAUCGAGUCGGCGGGCUCGCGCGGGUGACGAAGGGGGUUGCUGAGGCAGCCUUCAAGCUCAAGACGCUACUCAUGGAUGUGGACCUUGACGUGGCGGUCAAGAA
Molecule: messenger RNA, 2732 nt
Organism: Prorocentrum cordatum
Lineage: Eukaryota; Dinophyceae; Prorocentrales; Prorocentraceae
Source: the annotation of a GenBank genome assembly